This is a messenger RNA of Manduca sexta (tobacco hornworm), 1330 nucleotides long. Its product is annotated as iron-sulfur protein NUBPL-like. Gene Ontology annotation, biological process: mitochondrial respiratory chain complex I assembly; iron-sulfur cluster assembly. Bases 107 to 1072 code for a protein of 321 amino acids. Gene Ontology annotation, cellular component: mitochondrion. Gene Ontology annotation, molecular function: ATP binding; ATP-dependent FeS chaperone activity; 4 iron, 4 sulfur cluster binding. The transcript is spliced from 5 exons. The record is from RefSeq and is a predicted model, not a curated record. Lineage: Eukaryota; Metazoa; Arthropoda; Insecta; Lepidoptera; Sphingidae.
UAUAUGAAACGUCAAAAUCCAGCUGACCGAGACUGAUUUACUAAUUUGCGUUCAAUUUUGAAUAUUUAUUAUAAAUUUAUUUGAUCUGAUCUAUAAUCAAGAACUUAUGACGAUGAACCUCCAACGAGCUCUUCAGCGUGUAUGCAGUCAAGUGUUUAGUCACAAUUUAAAUACAACAUUACCCAGUGCCUACACAAUACGCUUUACCCACAAUAAAAAAGAUGUGAACGAACACCGCGCGAAAGUAAUGGCCCGUGGGCUGCCAGAGAAGAAACCACUGCCUGGAGUGAAGAGUAUAAUCCUUGUUGCCUCUGGUAAAGGUGGUGUUGGGAAAACUACCACAGCUGUGAAUCUCGCAUGUGCAAUGAAGGUGAUAGAGCCAGAUAAGGAGAUUGGGCUGCUAGACGCUGAUGUGUUCGGUCCAUCCGUACCCCUCAUGAUGAACAUCAGUGGAGAGCCCAUGCUGAAUGAUGAACAUCUCAUAGAACCACUGCUUAAUUAUGGAGUUAAAUGCAUGUCAAUGGGUUUGCUUGUAUCUGGUGAGAAUGCAGUGGUGUGGCGCGGGUUGAUGGUGAUGCAGGCGCUGGAGCGGCUCACGCGGCACGUGGCGUGGGGCCCGCUCGACUGCCUCGUGGUGGACACGCCCCCCGGCACCGGCGACACGCAUCUGUCACUCGCACAGAACUUGCCGUUGGAUGGCGCCAUCGUUGUCACAACUCCUCAGUCAGCAGCAUUACAAGUCACGCGGCGUGGCGUCAACAUGUUCGAAAAACUCAAAGUCCCUAUCAUAGGCAUGGUAGAGAACAUGUCGCAUGCGAUAUGCUCCAAAUGCGGCACCAAGAACUUCGUGUUUGGCAACGAAACGAAAAACACCGCCAAGGAUAUGGGUCUCGAAAUUAUUGAAAGCUUUGAAGUCGACCACAAUAUGUCAGAAUGUAUAAACAGCGGAAAACCAGCGAUAUACGCACUUCCGGAUAGCAUACACGCAGAGAAAUAUCGACAGCUUGCGAACAAAGUGUUCAAAUACAUAGACAAUAAGGAAAAUCAGGCAGCUAAAGCGAAAGAACAGUAGGAGGCAUAAAAUUAUGUACAAAGUAGGUUGUUGAAUUUUAGUUUAUUUUAAUUAUAUCGUACAAAAUAAAGUCGUUAUAUAAAAAUGUCUAUUACCUUACACGAUAACACAAAGAUUAUGGCAGACACCUCGCGCCUUGUAAAUAAAACAUUUCAUUAUUAUAUAAAAUUUAUUUAGAACAAUUUCUUUUAAUCGGUUUCUAUGGCCAAAGUCCGAAUUGCAACUUAAAAAAAUAAAUAAAAAACAAUAAUACAAAAA